AUGGUAUUCCCUCGAUCUGUUUUGGUGACCGGUGCAAAUCGUGGAAUUGGUCUAGGAUUAGUUCAACAAUUUUUGAAACAUUCUGAAGUUCAAAUAAUUAUUGCAACUGCACGGGAUGUUUCUAAAGCAACGGAAUUGAAUGCAAUCAAAGAUCCACGACUUCAUGUUCUGCCAUUAAUUGUGACUUGCGACAAAUCAAUUGAUAUUUUGGUAAAAGAAGUCGAGAAAAUCGUUGGUGAACAAGGUUUGAAUUUAUUGGUUAAUAAUGCUGGAAUUUUGUCAAAAUAUACCACAAAAUCGGUGAGUAUUGAUAAACUAAUGGUGCCUAGACAAUAUCAUGAAUAUCCAGGAACCAUCUCGCGCCAUUCUUCAAGAACAGAUCAAUGUCAAUUCUAUCAGCGUAGUCCUUGUUUCUCAAAAAUUCUUGCCACUUUUACAAAAAGGCGCCGGUAAGAGCACAGCUCCAGAUUUCACUGUCGGAAAAUCAGCGAUUGUCACAAUUUCAAGCCGUCUGGGAUCGAUUGGUUUAAAUGUUGAAGGAUCCGGAUGGUUUGAAGGUUUGGCUUAUAGAAUGAGCAAGGUAAUUAGACCAAUUAGGUAAUUGGAAAAUCAACUAAUUUCAGAGCGCUGUGAAUCAAUUCAAUCGAACAAUUGCUGUGGAUUUGGAGGCUGAUGGAAUAUUGGCUGUUGCUUUCUGUCCCGGAUGGGUUCAAACUGAUUUGGGAACAUCCAACGCUUUGUUAACCGUGGGGCAGUCAGCUUCAGCUUUGGUGAAUAGUUUCAGUAAAUUGACCAAGGAACAUAAUGGUGGAUAUUUUACUAGAGAGCUUGAAGUUAUCCCAUUCUAG
Molecule: messenger RNA, 848 nt
Organism: Caenorhabditis angaria
Lineage: Eukaryota; Metazoa; Nematoda; Chromadorea; Rhabditida; Rhabditidae
Source: the annotation of a GenBank genome assembly